Molecule: messenger RNA, 1676 nt
Organism: Pseudomyrmex gracilis
Lineage: Eukaryota; Metazoa; Arthropoda; Insecta; Hymenoptera; Formicidae
Gene: sit
Product: elongation of very long chain fatty acids protein AAEL008004-like
Exons: 6
Coding region: 460-1392 (310 amino acids)
Biological process (GO): sphingolipid biosynthetic process; fatty acid elongation, polyunsaturated fatty acid; fatty acid elongation, saturated fatty acid
Cellular component (GO): endoplasmic reticulum membrane
Molecular function (GO): fatty acid elongase activity
Source: RefSeq, a predicted model, not a curated record
ACGAUCGUUUAGUCCUUCGGGAACAGUAAAUCCCGCGAGAUCAGACAGACUUUUUAAUAGUUCGCGAAUCGUGAACGCCGCGAGAUCGCCGAUCGUGUCUUCUUCUUAAAAUUGCGACCAAAAUAUCGGCUAGUGUAGAAUUGUGUGACUUCUUUGAAAAGAUCAAGAACCGGAACAUUUUCUAUUGCGUUGAUAUAUUAGUCUUUCUUAAAUUUAAAUAUUUCUUCAGAUAAUUAUCAACCGUUAAUAAACGAGAAUUAUUGAUAUCAUCGUGUUGUUACAGUCUUUUGUGUGCGCGUCGCGAGCUUCCUCUCUCUCUCUCUCUCUCUCUUUCAAGAUCAAAAAGGAGAAAACCGCGAGCUUUUGGAUGCAUCUUGAAACGAGUUCAUUCUUAGAAUGAACUAGCGAAAUUAACACGUACGAGUUAAGUUAAAUACAAGUUGAACAUCACCGUUUCAAAUGAAUCUCACCGCACCGCCGGCGAUCGACAGGAUGUCUAACAUUUACAACAACUCUAUAGUGCGAUUCUGGGAUUUUAUAUUUCAUGAUUUAUCCGAUCCUCGGACCCACGAUUGGUUCCUAAUAUCCUCACCUGUGCCGGGCGCUAGUAUCAUAAUCUGUUAUCUCUACUUUGUACUGACAUGGGGCCCGAGACAUAUGAAACAUCGAAAGCCAUAUCAAUUAAAAAACAUCUUAAUCGUGUACAAUUUUUGUCAAGUUCUUCUUAGCACGUGGUUGUUUUGGGAAGGUUUGGACGGUGUGCUUCUUCAUAAAGAUUACAGCUUGAAGUGCGAACCGGUGGACUUUUCAUACACGCCACGUGCAAUGAGGAUCAUAAGAGGCGUUUAUAUUUAUUUUCUGGCGAAAUUUACGGAACUCCUUGACACCGUGUUCUUUGUUUUGCGUAAGAAAGAGAAGCAAAUCACGUUUCUUCAUAUGUACCAUCACACCGUGAUGCCGAUGAUAUCAUGGGGCGUUACCAAAUAUUAUCCCGGAGGUCACGGGAUGUUUGUAGGAAUUAUCAACAGCUUUGUGCACAUCGUCAUGUAUUUUUAUUAUUUACUGGCCGCGUUGCUACCUGGCCACUUGCAUCGGCAAUAUCUCUGGUGGAAGAAAUACAUUACCACUCUGCAAAUGGUUCAAUUCUGUCUAGCUUUUCUGCAUAGCUGUCAACUGCUGUUCUACGACUGCGAUUAUCCAAGGAUAUCGCUCGUGUUCACUCUGCCAAACGCGAUAUUCUUCUACGUCAUGUUCUCAGACUUCUACAGAAACGCCUAUACCUCAAAGACGGAAAGCGACGCGUCGUCGAUUCAGAACUCAAUCAAGGCAAACGAAUCCGCGGAGAAAGUGAGCGACGAGAAGAUACCAAACGGAAAAGGGAAAAGCGACUAAAAGCGGGAAAAAUCGAGGAAAGAGAUGACGACGACGUUUCCAAUUAAAACGCGCGCCGUAAUCAUUUUCAUUCACCCGAUAAUUGCAGUCUCCGAUUCCGUUUAAGGACGUUCUCCGAAUUAUUGAUUUUCUUAGGAUUUUCUUUAAAUUCGCGAUAUACAUAGUUUAUGAUCUUAUUUUUAUACGUAGCCUUUUUUGGAUAAUAGAGGUAGCAAUGUUAAAUUCCAAACUAUGGAAGAUUUAUAUUUCAAUUUUUAACAUGGAUUUCCUAUGCUGAGCCUUUG